AUGGGGGUGGGGGCUCUCGGGCCUUAUCUUCCCCGCGAGUGGGCGGGCGCCACGUGGCGGCUGCUGCCUGGCCCCUGGGCCCCUUAUCUGCCCCUGCGCUGCAGGGCCAGCGCUGCCAUGGAGUGCCAGCUCCUGCCCGUGCUGCUGCUGCUGCUGCUGGGGGCCUCUGGGCUCCGAGGACAGGGUCAGGGCCCCGAGGAGGGGCCCCCCGAGGAGGAGCCCCCCGAGGAGGAUGGGGUCUUGGUGCUGACCCAGCACAGCUUGGACAGGGCCCUACAGGAGCACCGCGCCCUGCUGGUGGAGUUCUACGCCCCAUGGUGUGGGCACUGCCAGGCCCUGGCCCCGGAGUACAGUAAGGCAGCUGCCUUACUAGCGGCCGAGUCGGCCCGGGCCACGCUGGCCAAGGUGGACGCGGCCGCAGAGCCCGAGCUGGCCAGGGAGUUCGGCGUGACGGAGUACCCCACGCUCAAGUUCUUCCUCGACGGGAACCGCACCCACCCGGAGGACUACACAGGGCCCCGGGAGGCCGAGGGCAUCGCGGAGUGGCUGCGGCGGCGGGUGGGGGCCAGUGCCACCCGGCUGCAGGACGAGCAGGGCGCCCAGGCGCUGAUUGACGCCGGGGACGUGGUGGUGGUCGGAUUCUUCCAGGACCUCCAGGACGAGGACGUGGCCACCUUCCUGGCCCUGGCCCAGGACGCCCUGGACAUGACGUUCGGCCUCACUGACCGGCCACAGCUCUUUCAGAAGUUUGGCCUCACCGAGGACACCGUGGUCCUCUUCAAGAAGUUUGAUGAGGGGCGGGCCGACUUCCCAGUGGACACAGAGCUGGGGCUGGACUCGGGAGACCUGUCCCGCUUCCUGGUCACCCACAGUAUGCACCUGGUCACGGAGUUCAACAGCCAGACGUCCCCCAAGAUCUUCGCCGCCAAGAUCCUCAACCACCUGCUGCUGUUCGUCAACCAGACGCUGGCUGCACACAGGCAGCUCCUGGAGGGCUUCCGGGAGGCGGCCCCUCCGUUCCGGGGACAGGUGCUGUUCGUGGUGGUGGACGUGGCUGCGGACAACAGCCACGUGCUGCAGUACUUCGGCCUCAAGAGCGAGGAGGCCCCCACCCUGCGCCUCAUCAACAUGGAGACCUCCAAGAAGUACGCGCCGGCGGCCGGGGAGCCCGUCACGGCGGCAGCCGUCACCACUUUCUGCCGGGCUGUCCUCGGCGGCCAAGUGCAGGUCCCCUGCUGGACUGCCCACUGCGGGGGUGGGGGGUGGUCGCUCUGGGGGCCCCCCGUGAGCACUGGCCUGGCUCCCCAGCCCUACCUCCUGAGCCAAGACGUGCCCCCUGACUGGGACCAGCGGCCAGUGAAGACCCUCGUGGGCAAGAACUUCGAGCAGGUGGCUUACGACGAGGCCAAGAACGUGUUUGUCAAGUUCUAUGCCCCGUGGUGCAGCCACUGCAAGGAGAUGGCCCCGGCCUGGGAGGCGCUGGCUGAGAAGUACAGGGACCGCGAGGACAUCGUCAUCGCAGAGCUGGACGCCACGGCCAACGAGCUGGAGGGCCUGCGCGUGGCCGGCUUCCCCACCCUCCUGUACUUCCCCGCGGGGCCGGGCCGGAAGGUGAUCGAAUACAAGAGCAGCCGGGACCUGGAGACCUUCUCCCAGUUUCUGGACAGCGGGGGCGAGCUGCCCGCCCCCACCGAGGAGCCUGCAGCCCCCGUGCCGGAGCCACCGGCCAACUCCACGGUGGAGCCCAAGGAAGAGCUGUAGGCGGCCUGGCCCCCUCCGCACCCCCUCCCGGGGCGGCCCGGCCCCCUCCGCACCCCCUCCCGGGGUGGCCUGCUCCCAGCUGUGAAUAAAGAGGUUGAGUUCUGGACGUGUGCGUGGUUCCUGG
Oryctolagus cuniculus (rabbit) is the source of this 1885-nucleotide messenger RNA. The record is from RefSeq and is a predicted model, not a curated record. NCBI's taxonomy places the organism in Eukaryota, Metazoa, Chordata, Mammalia, Lagomorpha, Leporidae.